CGUAUGUAGAUAAAUAAUAAAAAUUAGUGUCAUUCCAUAAAAUAUUAUAAUGAUUAAAAAUUACUAUUGAAUAACAAUCACAUACGAUAGAUUUAAAUAAGUAUUUACAUAAAUAAUUUGUGGGAUCAGUUUUGCUAAAAGUUUUAACCGAGUUAACAAUUUAAGUUAUAAUGAAGGACGGUAAUCAAAUUAUUUCUGAGUCCCUCAAACACCAGGGUCUUACUUAUGUCUUUGGAAUAAUGGGACAUCCAGUAAUCGAAUUAGCGAUGUCACUGCAAGCUAAUGGAUUAAAAUAUUUAGGAUUUAGAAACGAGCAAGCAGCUUGUUAUGCCGCACAAGCCUACGGUUACUUAACAAGAAAGCCCGCAGUUGUUUUGUGUGUAUCUGGUCCAGGAUUAUUGCACGUAAUCGGUGGUAUGGCUAAUGCUCAAAUAAAUUGCUGGCCAUUGAUUGUAUUAGCAGGUUCAUGUUCAGAAGAUCACGAAGGAUUAGGAGGAUUCCAAGAGUAUCCACAAGUCGAAGCAUCUCGACUUUACUGUAAAUACGUAGCACGACCACCUUCAGCGGGAUUAAUUCCUCAGCAUAUUGAAAAAGCUGUACGUUUAUCAACUUACGGAAGACCUGGUGUCACAUUUAUUGAUUUACCAGCUACUUUACUCAAAGAACAAGUAGAAGAAAAUAAAAUAGUUAAUGUAAUUAGAUGUCCAGAACCACCGAUUACUUUUCCAGGACCGCUACUUGUUGAUGAGGCCGCUAAUUUAUUGAUGAAUGCGUCACGUCCUUUAGUUAUCAUCGGAAAAGGUGCUGCUUAUUGUCUUGCGGAAAAUGAAAUAAAUAAUUUGAUAAAGGCUACACAUUUACCGUUUUUGCCAACACCAAUGGGCAAAGGUGUUGUUGAUGACAAUGAUCAUCACUGUGUUUCCAGUGCUAGAACUACCGCAUUAUUACAUGCUGAUGUUAUUUUGUUACUUGGUGCUAGGUUAAAUUGGAUGUUACAUUUUGGACGUCCACCGCGGUUUCAUUCUCAAGUUAAAAUUAUUCAGGUAGACAUCUGCGCCGAAGAAUUACACAACUCGAUAGCAUCAAAAGUAGCAAUCCAAGCAGACAUAAAGCCAACAGUCCACUUGCUAACGGAGGCUUUAAAAAAAAAACAAUUUCAUGUGAAUAAAACAAGCGCCUGGUGGGUUAAAUUAAAAAAUGACAUGGAAAAAAACAAACAAACUCUAGAAUUAAUGGCCAGAGACACUUCAGUGCCACUAAAUUACUACGUUGUUUUCAAACACAUCCAAGAAAUUAUUCCCAUAGACAGCAUUAUUUGCUCAGAAGGUGCUAACACGAUGGAUAUAGGCCGUACAAUUUUAUUAAACAGCAAACCACGUCAUAGAUUAGACGCUGGUACCUUUGGUACAAUGGGAGUGGGUCUAGGAUUUGCAAUUGCUGCUGCACUUUAUUGUAAAGACACUCAAUCAGAUAAGAGAAUAAUAUGUGUUGAAGGUGAUAGUGCUUUUGGAUUUUCUGCUAUGGAGAUAGAAACUAUGUUUAGAUAUAAAUUGCCAAUUAUAAUUAUAAUUAUAAAUAAUAAUGGAAUUUAUGGAGGAGUUGAAAAAGAAGUUUUUGAGAAGAUUCAAAGUCUUGGUGAGCCUGCUGAUGUGACUCCGCCGUUUUGUUUAACCGCAGAAACUCAUUAUGAGAAUUUGAUGGGUCUAUUUGGGAGGAAGGGAUAUUUUUGUAGGAGUGUUGGUGAUAUUCGAUCAGCGUUAACAAAUGCAUUGAAGGAAAAGGAGUCACCAAGUUUGAUAAAUAUAAUAAUAAAUCCAUCAGCUGAUCGAAAAGCACAAAAAUUCAAUUGGUUGACAGAAUCAAAACUGUAAAUCACCGCUUUAUAUAAUUAUUUAUCUAUUUUCAUUAUAAAUAU
Messenger RNA from Microplitis mediator, 1915 nucleotides. It is a transcript of the gene Hacl, whose product is annotated as 2-hydroxyacyl-CoA lyase 1. Gene Ontology annotation, molecular function: thiamine pyrophosphate binding; catalytic activity; magnesium ion binding. The transcript is spliced from 10 exons. NCBI's taxonomy places the organism in Eukaryota, Metazoa, Arthropoda, Insecta, Hymenoptera, Braconidae. Gene Ontology annotation, cellular component: peroxisome. Gene Ontology annotation, biological process: fatty acid alpha-oxidation. The record is from RefSeq and is a predicted model, not a curated record. The coding region runs from base 171 to 1871 and encodes 566 amino acids.